Molecule: messenger RNA, 306 nt
Organism: Thlaspi arvense
Lineage: Eukaryota; Viridiplantae; Streptophyta; Magnoliopsida; Brassicales; Brassicaceae
Source: the annotation of a GenBank genome assembly
CCUAUAUACAUCAAUUGCUUUGAUGUGUGUGUUCUUGAUCAAUCUCGCGGUGCUCUUGCUUCAGUCCUCAGAUUGAGAUAUUUUCUGACCGGAGGAGGAAGGAGAAACGAUGGGUUGUGUCCUAAUUUCUUCUUGUCCCCCGUCCUCGCUCGUGCUCGCCUCUCACCCUCACCAAGUUUUUCUCCGCCGGAAUCUAAAGCAGUGAGAUUCCGGUUCGUCCUCAAUUUUCUCCGACCCGUAGAACCCUUAUUGCGAAACCAUGUUGUUUCAAUCUCCCUCAAGAUUCCAUUCUCUCCUAGGCUCUCA